UCAGGGGACCUAAUAUCAGGACUUUUAUUUCGAAGACCUCACAUACAGGAAGUAACUGUGUUACGCUACCACCAAAACAGCGGUAGCAACGUGCGGGACAUAAACAAGCUAGGGUAAAUAUCCGCGUGGCAACCAGUAUGUAGAAGUUACAAGCAGCAAACUACUACUACAUCAAUCUAUUCAUUAUUUUGAUAGCCAACCACCGUUGUGCCAUCAUCCUAUUUUAGAUAUGGAGACCGGAGAUUCUAAGGUAACAUACGAAUUGCACAGAGCACGCGACGAAGGGAUUUACCGCCUAUCCCACAGGUACUGCCUGUAACAUGAUGAUGUCCUCGUGCUCCAUCCCCAGACCUGUGGCAGGUUGCAAACAGUUUUAGCGUGGACAGCGUACCUUGCCUCCUAUGCUAAGCCAAGAUGCCGGUGAUGACGUUCCGGUACCUAAGAACAAGAAGAAGAAGGUGAAACGAGGAGUGGACAGUGUGGAUGACCCAGAGGCCGACCCUGGGAUGGAGAUGGGGGGUGUAACCAGUCGCAGGGCGUCGCAGGCCAGUAAGCCCGUGACCCCUGAGUCUGAGGGCGCACCUCAAAAGAGGAGGAGGAAGAAGAAAGCCGCCACUAUAGAUCUGGAGGACGAUCAGGCCGACCUGGUCAAUGGGGGAAGUGCAGAUCAAAACACGGACGGGGAGGAAGUCGUCAAGAAACCAAAAAAGAAGAAGAAGCCCAAGGGGAUUGAGCCUCAGUAUACGGAGGAUCUGGACGUCGAGGAGGAUGACAUCAUCAGCGAUGGCCAGCCGCCCAUCCCCCACCAUUCCCUGUUCUCUGCCCCUGUGGGUCAGAGCCAGCCGGUGGGGAAGGUGUUUGUGGAGAGGACCAAGCGCUUUCAGCCAGCUGACCGCUUGGAGCGACAGAAGUUCAGCGAUCAAACAGACAACAACUACAUGGAGAUCCAGCCCAUGUGGACCACCAGAGACGUCUCCAUGAAGGUGCACUCUGGAUUCAGGGUUCUUGGUCUGUUCUGCCACGGGUUCCUGGCAGGCUACGCAGUGUGGAACAUCAUCAUCGUGUACGUUCUGGCUGGGCGGCAGCUGAGCGCUCUGCCUAACCUGCUGCUGCAGUACCACACCCUGGCAUACCCCACCCAGUCCCUUCUGUUCCUGCUGCUGGCUGUCAGCACCGUGUCUGCCUUCGACAGGGUUAACCUGGCGAACGGCUCCUCGGCUAUCAAAGAGUUUGUUACUCUGGACCCGGUUGCUUUAGCCUCAUUCUUGUAUUUCUCUGCUCUUGUCCUCUCUCUCAGCCAGCAGAUGACCAGUGAUCGCAUCAACCUUUACUCCACUUAUAAUCAAACUCUAUGGCCCCCUGGGUCCGAGCAGCAGGUCCUACACCCCUGGGUGAUCGUCAACCUGGUGGUGGCCCUGCUGGUGGGGCUGGCCUGGAUCUUCAUCUCCACACGCCCCGAGAUGGACUACACUGAAAGUUUCCUGAUGGCAAUGAAGAUAGACCCAGAGAAACCUGAGGAGAAACCACAGACGGCUUAAAUAGUUAUUGUUUUUGUGUUGCACAUAUUCUUUUAUACUGUAUUUUUGUUAGAAAAUCUGAUUGAAUGUGAAGUUGAUUCUGUAUGAUAAAUGGAAGACGUACCAUGGGAAAUUCUUCUAAAAAGAUUUUCUUCUAAAAUAAAUGUUAUGUCCAAUUUUAUAAUAAAAUGUAUCAAAGUACAACGUAUUGAAAUAGAUUCAAUAUUAGUAGUUGCAAGGAUGCACCGCAACGUCUGCACAUUUAAUCAAUAAGGAUCAU
Hypomesus transpacificus is the source of this 1797-nucleotide messenger RNA. RefSeq names its product transmembrane protein 237B-like. The record is from RefSeq and is a predicted model, not a curated record. Bases 402 to 1538 code for a protein of 378 amino acids. Gene Ontology annotation, cellular component: ciliary transition zone. The transcript is spliced from 14 exons. NCBI's taxonomy places the organism in Eukaryota, Metazoa, Chordata, Actinopteri, Osmeriformes, Osmeridae. Gene Ontology annotation, biological process: cilium assembly.